CUUCCGGACUAAUGCGUAGUGUGUGAGAUUUAGAAGGGAUCGUGUGAUGACGCCAGCCCUAUAUCUCACACGUGUGUAACAUACCAGGGGCGGCAUCUUGAAGUCCAUUCAAACAUGCACUCGCAGGCAAGGGCCAACUCGUGAUCCAAACCGUCGGAUUGUAUUGCCACGUCAUCGAUCCGCGAUUAAGUCAGAUCGGACGGCUGCGGGAGCCUGUUGAGCGAUAACCGUGGCGGUCUGUAGCGUUUCUGGAAUUGCAGGAUGAAGGCCGCUGAUGGUAAAGAAGAGGAACCAGUUAAGGUUUCUAAUGGCUAUGGGGAUUUCGAAAACGAGGAUGAUGAUGAUGUUGAAGAGAUUGUUGAGGUAAAAGAUGAUGAUGAUGAUGAUGACGAUGAUGAUGUUGAUGAUCAUGAUGGUGGAGAUGAUGAUGAUGGUGAUGGAGGUGACGACGAUGACGAUGAUGAGGAUGAGGAAGGAGAUGAAGAGGAAGAUGACCCUUUGCCAUCUGUUCCUCCUGCUGCUCCCUCUCAGGUUCAGUCAAUAGAAGAUGAUGGCGAUAGUGAUGAUGAUGAUGAUGAUGAUGAUGACGAUGACGACGACGACGACGACGACGAUGACAAUGACGACGACGAUGAUGAUGGAGAGGAGGAAGAGGAAGAAUUGGGGACCGAGUAUCUUGUUAGGCCGGUGGGGCGUGCAGAAGAUGAGGAGGAUGCCAGUGAUUUCGAGCCUGGAGAAGGGAAUGAUGAGGAAGAAGAUGAUGUAGAUGAAGAAGAUGACGGCGAUGAUGGUGGUGACCAAGUUGGAGUUGCAGGGAAAGGAGAGAAGAGGAAGAGGCCCGGAGAUGAAGAUGACUCUGAGGAUGAGGAUGAAGACAGGCCACCAAAGCGAUAGCCAUAUCUCUCACACACACACCCAUGGUCAUGCUUGGGUUGUUUUCUGUUUUCUUUUUUUUUUCCUGUUUUUUGGUCUAGUCCAGACUGGCCUUCCUCAUGGCCACCCUCUCUCUCUAAUCUCGACUUGAUGGUGCAAUACAGAUAGGAAGUUGGGCGAGUGUGGAAACAGUACAAGGUUGGUAUUUGAAAAGGCUUUUGGGUUUUCUUUCUUCUGCUUUUGUUCUUCAAAAUUUUCGAGUUGUUUAACAGUAAUCUUUGUAACAUUUUCCACUACUGCUUUUUCUAUGAAUUUCAGAGUUAUUUGAGUCCAAA
Amborella trichopoda is the source of this 1208-nucleotide messenger RNA. RefSeq names its product nucleolin. Lineage: Eukaryota; Viridiplantae; Streptophyta; Magnoliopsida; Amborellales; Amborellaceae. The record is from RefSeq and is a predicted model, not a curated record.